AUGGAACUGAUGAAGGAGAAGUUCGCGAAGUUGCUCUUGGGUGAGGAUAUGUCGGGUGGAGGAAAGGGAGUUUCAUCAGCUCUAGCAUUGUCAAAUGCAAUCACAAACCUAGCAGCUUCUGUCUUCGGAGAGCAAAAGCGAUUAGAGCCCAUGUCACCAGAGAUGAGAGCAAGGUGGAGAAAGGAAAUUGAUUGGCUCUUGUCUGUCACAGAUCACAUUGUUGAGUUUGUUCCUUCCAAACAAGUGUCUAAAGAUGGAACUAACAUGGAGGUUAUGGUUACAAGGCAGCGAAAUGACCUUCAUAUGAAUAUUCCUGCCUUGCGAAAGCUCGACGCAAUGCUUAUUGAUUGCCUAGACAACUUUAAAGAUCAAAACGAAUUCUACUAUGUGUCUAAAGACUCUGACGAAUCACAGAAGGGGAAAAGUAAUGCUAGGAAGGAUGACAAAUGGUGGAUACCUACUCCUAAAGUUCCGCCUAAUGGCCUCUCUGAUGUUGCAAAGAAAUGGUUGCAGUUUCAGAAGGAGUCAGUCAACCAAGUCCUUAAAGCAGCCAUGGCCAUAAAUGCCCAAGUCCUUUUAGAGAUGGAGAUCCCUGAGAAUUACAUAGAGAAUCUCCCUAAGAAUGGGAGAGCGAGCCUUGGAGAUUCAAUCUACAAGAGUAUAACUGAUGAGCACUUUGAUCCUGAUUAUUUUCUCUCCAUGGUGGACUUAUCAUCAGAACACAAAAUUCUUGACCUCAAGAACAGAAUUGAGGCAUCUGUUGUGAUCUGGAGAAGGAAGAUGACUGCAAAAGAUGGAAAGUCAUCCUGGAGUUCAGGUGUAAGUAUGGAAAAGAGAGAACUCUUCGAAGAUAGAGCUGAGACAAUCUUACUCAUUCUUAAGCAUCGGUUCCCAGGAAUUCCUCAGUCUUCACUUGACAUUAGCAAAAUCCAAUAUAACAGAGAUGUGGGGCAAGCCAUUCUGGAAAGCUAUUCAAGAAUAAUAGAGAGCCUGGCAUUUACUGUCAUGUCACGAAUAGAAGAUGUUCUUCAUGCUGAUUCUCUUGCAAAAAAUCCAUCUGCUGGAGAACCAAAAAAAACCCUAAAGAAGGAAACAAUAACUUUGGAGAGCAUCCCCAGUGCUAAAGAAGAAGCAGACAAACUAAAUUCAGCAGAGACACCAACAUCAAAGACACUUCUAGAUUUCAUGGGUUGGUCACUGGAUCAAGGAGAGACCGAAGUAAAGAAAGACGUGAAGGAAGAGGUGUCCAAAGACAACGAUUUGAAGAUUUUGAGCAAACCACCAAAUAUUGCCACCAACAAGAAAAUUUCUUACAUAGAGAGACUAGAGCACUUGGGUGGUUCUAGAAGUCCAACAGCGCGUCACUAACCAAAUUUUGUCCCAGAUACCAAAUUAACUUACAUUAUUAGAGGCAAGGACUGACCAGCAGAACUCUUCUCGAAUGUGAACAGCAUUGGACGUUUAUAUUCAGACGAAUUAAAGCCAUAUAGGAUUUGAUACAUUUUUCCUUUGUAAAUAUGGAAAAGCCACUAGAGCUACUGGCUUCAAAACACAUUGGCUAUGCUCACUCUGUAGAUGAGAUCAGUUUGUUAAAAUAUUUUGGUCUUGUAAUUUCUAACAUUUCAGUCAUACUUUCCGGCUUCAUGACUCCAAUCCAGAAUAACAGGACUGCAAUGAGUAUCUGCAAUUUGCAUUUUCCAAGGAACAACCCUCACCCUGUCAGUUUAAAUCUAC
This is a messenger RNA of Coffea arabica (coffee), 1734 nucleotides long. Its product is annotated as rop guanine nucleotide exchange factor 12. Gene Ontology annotation, molecular function: guanyl-nucleotide exchange factor activity. NCBI's taxonomy places the organism in Eukaryota, Viridiplantae, Streptophyta, Magnoliopsida, Gentianales, Rubiaceae. The record is from RefSeq and is a predicted model, not a curated record.